Messenger RNA from Anopheles moucheti, 599 nucleotides. Its product is annotated as acylphosphatase-2-like. The coding region runs from base 100 to 573 and encodes 157 amino acids. The transcript has 4 exons. Gene Ontology annotation, molecular function: acylphosphatase activity. The record is from RefSeq and is a predicted model, not a curated record. Lineage: Eukaryota; Metazoa; Arthropoda; Insecta; Diptera; Culicidae.
UAUAAGAAAAUAACUAUGAUGUGUGCUUGAUUAAAAUGUGCCAUGUACUUUAAUGGUGAAGCUGAGAACCCCUGAUGCAACCCUUUUACGUUUUUCGGUAUGAUAGCAAAUGAUUUGUUGUUUAUUUUCAUAUCCUUUGCUGCGAUCAUAGCAACUCUCGAACGAACGAAUGGAAUCGUUUUCGGUUCUUCCGAAAUAGACGGUAGGGUUGUAGAAGAAAAUUGUGCCAAUACGUUGAGUCUAGUCGCCUGUCGCAUCGAUCCAAAGGAUCAACGGAAGAUGACGCACAAAUUGUUUAUGUGUGAUUUCGAGGUGUUCGGAAUUGUACAAGGGGUGUUCUUUCGCAAGUACACCCAAAAACAGGCCGCAAGUUUGGGAUUACGUGGUUGGUGCAUGAAUACUCGCGAUGAUACAGUGAAAGGACAACUCGAAGGAGAAGAAAAAGCGAUGAACGAAAUGAAACAUUGGCUACAAACUAAAGGUAGUCCAUCGAGCCGUAUUGAUAAGGCAGUUUUUAGCGUUCCCAGAGAGAUAACAAACUUUUCAUUUAAGGAUUUCUCAAUACGUCGUUAAAUUGUUGAGCGAAAUGCAAGAGCUUU